Molecule: messenger RNA, 468 nt
Organism: Cucurbita moschata (crookneck pumpkin)
Lineage: Eukaryota; Viridiplantae; Streptophyta; Magnoliopsida; Cucurbitales; Cucurbitaceae
Exons: 2
Coding region: 1-468 (155 amino acids)
Source: RefSeq, a predicted model, not a curated record
AUGGACGUGAAGUCCGCUUUCCUUAACGGAGAGCUGAAGGAGACCGUCUACGUCCGACAACCACUUGGCUUCCUAGACAACGACAACCCUGGUAAGUUCAAGCGCUGUGCCUCUAAGCAUGGCAUAUACACGCACGACCACGGUGAUAGUGACAUGGAUACUGCUGGGCUAGCAGACAGUAACCUUACAAGGACGUCAAUGGAGGCCCGGCUCCAACUAAGGAAGGCCGACACUACGACGACAAUCGACUCCACCAAUUACCGCAGCAUUGUCGGAAGUCUGCGCUAUUUGGUAAACACUCAUCUUGAUCUUGCUUAUUUUGUUGGAUAUGUGAGCAGGUUUAUGGAAGAACCUAGGGAGGAGCAUCUAGUGGUUGUCAAGCACAUCCUGGGCUAUGUAGUCGGAACCAGAGGCUGGGGUGUUAGAUACUGCGCAGGGAGAGAAACUCAAGUUGGUCGGCUACAGUGA